Molecule: messenger RNA, 612 nt
Organism: Symbiodinium pilosum
Lineage: Eukaryota; Dinophyceae; Suessiales; Symbiodiniaceae
Source: the annotation of a GenBank genome assembly
ACUUCCCUGGUAGGCCUCCUGCAAGGGAAGGCUGUAUCCCACUUUGUGUCCCACAGUUGGGCCACUCCGUUUCAGCAUUUUGUCCAGUGCCUACAGCACCAUGCAGCCUUCACCGGCGCCGUAAAUCCAACCUACUGGAUCUGCUCCUUCGCCAACAACCAGUGGGACAUCGCGAGUGAGAUCGGGACCGACGUCCUUGACAGCGCUUUUGCCAAGGUCCUCCACUCACACCUGCAGGGUGUCGUCAUGGUAUUGGAUCAGCAGGUCCAGCCCCUCACACGCGUAUGGUGCCUCUUCGAGUUUCUUCUUGCAAGUGAACGCCAGCACGAUUUGGUCUUUGCAACAGAUCUUGGAGUGCUGGGUGACCAGGGGGCUUCCCCAGACAUUGCUCUACAAGUUGGGCGGGCAUUGCGCACCCUGCAAGUAGUCAACUGUCUCUCGUCUGUCGAGGAGGACAGGCAGAAAAUCUUCCAGUUCAUACGGUCCAAGAUGGGAAGCCUCGCAAAUAUGGACAUUCAAAUUAAGCAGCGGAUGAGCCGAAUUCUGCAGCGCCUGGGAACUAUGCCCGUAAACGCUCACGUUGCAUUACGUGAGGGGUUCUUGCCAGCGUGA